This is a messenger RNA of Aspergillus affinis, 4452 nucleotides long. RefSeq lists its product as uncharacterized. Gene Ontology annotation, cellular component: membrane. Gene Ontology annotation, molecular function: ATP binding; ABC-type transporter activity; ATP hydrolysis activity. NCBI's taxonomy places the organism in Eukaryota, Fungi, Ascomycota, Eurotiomycetes, Eurotiales, Aspergillaceae. The transcript has 7 exons. Gene Ontology annotation, biological process: transmembrane transport. The record is from RefSeq and is a predicted model, not a curated record. The coding region runs from base 1 to 4452 and encodes 1483 amino acids.
AUGUCGGUCUUGGGGGGCAUCCCCUCCGUUGAGAGUACGCAGUAUCAGCAGCGUAUGGCGACCGGGUUUUCCUCGGAAACUAGAUUUACCUCGCAAACUGGAGAAACAUAUGCUUCGUCAACUACACUCGAGAAUGACGAGAAAGACAAGGAGUCGGAUAUUGAUAUUGAGGAUGAGGUUGAGGGGAUGGUCAGGGAACUGACCCGGCACUCCACCCAUUUCUCUGCAGCCAAUUCCAAAAACCCUUUCUUCGAGGAUGACACGGGCACUAGCUGGCACCCUGACAGUCCCAACUUCAGGACCAAGGAUUGGAUUCGUUCCAUGGUCGCGGCUCAGUCGCAAGACCCCGAGCGUUUCCUUCAACGCUCGGCGGGUGUGGCCUUCAAGAAUCUCUCCGUGCAUGGUUUUGGUAGUCCCACCGACUAUCAGAAGGAUGUUCUUAAUUCUAUUCUGAGUAUUGGUGGCCUAGUCCGCAACCUCGUCGGAAGUGGCAAGCAGAAGGUUCAGAUUCUCAGGAACUUCAAUGGACUUGUCAAGAGUGGAGAAAUGCUGGUGGUUUUAGGUCGUCCUGGAAGUGGCUGCUCGACGUUCUUGAAGACAGUUGCCGGUGAGAUGAAUGGUAUCUAUGUCAACGACCAGAGUUAUCUCAACUACCAAGGCAUCUCGGCCCCCAUGAUGCAGAAGCAGUUCCGUGGAGAAGCUAUCUUCAGCGCUGAGACCGAUGUCCACUUCCCUCAGCUUACGGUCGGGGAGACUUUGACAUUUGCCGCCCUGGCGCGUGCCCCGCGCACUCGAUUCCCCGGGUUGACAAGGAAGCAAUACGCCGAGCAUCUCCGGGACGUGGUGAUGGCUAUGCUCGGACUUCGGCACACAUUCAAUACUCGAGUUGGUAACGACUUCGUGCGUGGUGUCAGUGGAGGUGAACGCAAGCGAGUCAGUAUCGCCGAGGCUAUCCUCAGUGGUGCCCCGCUGCAGUGCUGGGACAACAGUACGCGCGGUCUGGACAGUGCAAACGCACUGGAAUUCUGCAAGAACCUUCGCCUGAUGAGCGACUACGCAGGCACGACGGCUUGUGUUGCGAUUUACCAGGCUUCGCAGAGUGCCUACGACGUCUUUGACAAGGUCGUUGUCCUCUAUGAGGGUGAACAGAUCUACUUUGGCCCGACCGGCGAGGCUCGUGACUUCUUUACCAACAUGGGCUUCGACUGCCCAUCUCGCCAGACCACGGCUGAUUUCCUCACCUCCCUGACCAGCCCGUCUGAGCGCAGAGUGAAGACGGGAUGGGAAGGAAAGGUGCCUCGGACACCUGCCGAGUUCGCGCAGCGCUGGCAAAGCAGCCAGGAGUGUGCUCGUCUCGCUCAAGAGAUCGAUGCUUUCGACAAGGAACAUCCCAUCGGCGGCCAGUCCUUGGCUACUUUCAGUGAAGCACGCCGCCAGAUGCAGUCAAAGCAGCAACGUGCCAAAUCUCCCUACACGCUCUCGGUCAUCGAACAAAUCCACCUCAACCUUACCCGUGGUUUCCAGAGACUUAGAGCUGAUAUGACCUUGACAUACUCUGCUCUUUUUGGCAACUUCUUCAUGUCUUUGAUCUUGGGCAGUGUAUUCUAUAACAUGAACGGGGAUACUUCCAGUUUCUACCAGCGUGAAGUAUUGCUCUUCUAUGCCGUUCUUUUGGCUGCGUUUGCCAGCGCGCUCGAGAUCUUGACCCUCUAUGCCCAGCGUCCAAUUGUGGAGAAGCAAUCCCGAUACGCCUUCUAUCACCCGUUCACCGAAGGAGUUGCAUCUAUGCUGUGCGAUAUUCCGUAUAAAUUGACCAACUCGGUGACCUUCAAUCUCCCGCUUUACUUCAUGUCCAACCUGAAACGCGAACCCGGGGCCUUUUUCAUUUUCUGGCUUUUCUCCAUCGUGACCACACUGACCAUGUCCAUGGUGUUCCGAACCUUCGGUGCCGCAUCGCGUUCUUUGGCGCAAGCCCUGGUUCCUGCCGCCCUGCUCAUUCUGGGUCUCGUGAUCUACACAGGUUUCAUCAUUCCUACCAAGGACAUGCUGGGAUGGUCUCGCUGGAUGAACUACAUUGAUCCCAUCGCGUAUUCGUUUGAAAGCCUGAUGGUCAAUGAGUUCCGCAACAGAGAGUUCCCCUGCGCCUCCUUCGUUCCAUCUGGAGAGGGAUACGAGAAUGUGGACUCCAUCAAUACCAUCUGUAGCACUGUCUCGUCCGUUGCGGGAGACCAGUACGUCAGUGGAGAGGCCUACUUGGAGACUGCAUACGCCUAUAGCAACGGUCAUCUCUGGCGUAAUCUGGGUAUUGUCUUCGGGUUCAUGAUCUUCUUCAUGUGCGUCUACCUCAUUGCGACAGAAUACAUCACUGAAGCUGCCUCUAAAGGAGAAGUCCUCCUUUUCCGCCGGGGUCAUCAGCCGAAGGCCCAGGCCCAGGAUUCUGAGACUACGGCAGACGCGACCUACCGCGCGGAAGAGAAGUCCGAGGGCGCUGGAGCUAAUAUUCAGAGACAGACUGCCAUCUUCCAGUGGCAGGAUCUCUGCUACGAUAUCAAGAUCAAGAGUGAAGAGCGUCGGAUUCUCGACCAUGUGAACGGCUGGGUCAAGCCCGGUACCGCCACCGCACUGAUGGGUGUUUCUGGCGCCGGAAAAACUACCCUCUUGGACGUCCUUGCGACUCGCGUGACCAUGGGUGUUGUCACCGGUGAUGUCCUCGUUGAUGGUCGUCCCCGCGACAGCUCAUUCCAGCGCAAAACCGGCUACGUUCAACAGCAAGAUGUUCAUUUGCCUACCUCCACGGUCCGCGAGGCUUUGGAGUUCAGUGCUUUGCUUAGACAGCCAGCCCAUAUUAGUCGUCAAGAAAAGCUCGACUACGUUAAAGAAGUCCUGGAGUUGCUCGGCAUGCAAACAUACGCUGACGCCGUUGUUGGUGUUCCCGGUGAAGGAUUAAACGUUGAGCAGCGUAAGCGUCUGACCAUUGCCGUGGAGCUCGUUGCCCGACCUCAGCUAUUGCUUUUCCUGGACGAGCCUACGUCUGGCUUGGACAGCCAAACCUCUUGGUCUAUUCUGGAUUUGAUUGAGACCCUGACCAAGCACGGUCAGGCUAUUCUGUGUACCAUUCACCAGCCCUCUGCCAUGCUGUUCCAGCGAUUCGAUCGACUCCUAUUCCUUGCCAAGGGAGGACGCACUGUGUACUUCGGAAAGAUCGGUGAAAACUCCUCGAUCCUGGCGGACUACUUCAUGCGCAAUGGUGGCCAUGCUCUUACCGACGGCGAAAACCCUGCGGAAUGGAUGCUCGAAGUAAUCGGUGCAGCCCCCGGAUCGCACAGCGAGAUCGACUGGCCAGAGACUUGGAACAAGAGCGCUGAAAAGCAAGCUGUUCUUGACCACCUGGCUGAGCUGAAGUCUACUCUUUCCGAAAAGCAGCCAGACGAGAACACCGAAACGGAACACCGCGAAUUUGCGUCUUCGACCAAAGAACAGCUCGUGCAGUGUCUUUCUCGGCUCUUCUCCCAAUACUGGCGCACUCCUUCCUAUAUCUGGUCCAAACUCAUCCUCUCGAUUCUCACUGCUCUGUACAACGGAUUCUCUUUCUUCCACGCCCAGAAUACCCAGCAGGGAUUGCAGAAUCAGAUGUUCAGUAUCUUCAUGCUUAUGACCAUCUUUGGCAAUCUGGUUCAACAGAUUAUGCCUAACUUCAUUAUCCAACGAUCCAUUUUUGAAGUCCGCGAGCGCCCAUCCAAGAUGUACUCGUGGAAGGUCUUCAUGGCCUCGAAUAUCAUCGUUGAGUUGCCUUGGAACUUCCUGGUUGCCGUUUUGAUGUUCUUCUGCUGGUACUACCCGGUCGGUCUGUACGCCAACGCUGAACCCACUGACGCCGUGCAUGAACGUGGCGCGCUGAUGUUCCUCUACCUAUUGGUUUUCCUGUGGUUCACAUCGACAUUCACGCACAUGGUCGUUGCCGGUGUGGAAAAUGCGGAAACUGGAGGCAACCUUGCCAAUUUGAUGUUCUCUCUUCUGCUUUUGUUCUGCGGUGUUGUCGCUACCCCCGACGCUAUGCCCAGAUUCUGGAUUUUCAUGUAUCGCCUUUCCCCAUUCACUUAUCUAGUGUCGGGAAUGCUGUCCACCGCUGUCAGUGGCACAGAUGUCACCUGCGCGGCUAACGAAUACCUUAUCUUCGACCCCCCGAGCUCCCAAACCUGCUACGGGUACCUGAGCGAGUACGCCAUUCGGACUGGUGGAAACAUCAUUAACCCCAACGCCACGAGCUCCUGCUCCUACUGCUCCAUGUCCAAAACCGAUACCUUCCUUGCCAGCGUGGACUCUUACUGGAGCGAUGCGUGGAGGAACUUUGGAAUCAUGUGGGCUUACUUGGUCUUCAACAUUGUUGUUGCCCUUGGAGUCUACUGGUGGGCGCGUGUUCCCAAAGGAACUAAGACCAAGGGAAGCGCUUAA